This is a messenger RNA of Alosa sapidissima (American shad), 2719 nucleotides long. It is a transcript of the gene ppp1r14ba, whose product is annotated as protein phosphatase 1, regulatory (inhibitor) subunit 14Ba. Gene Ontology annotation, biological process: innate immune response; regulation of phosphorylation. Lineage: Eukaryota; Metazoa; Chordata; Actinopteri; Clupeiformes; Clupeidae. The record is from RefSeq and is a predicted model, not a curated record. Gene Ontology annotation, molecular function: protein serine/threonine phosphatase inhibitor activity. Gene Ontology annotation, cellular component: cytoplasm. The coding region runs from base 322 to 714 and encodes 130 amino acids. The transcript has 4 exons.
GCAGCAGCCGGCAGCCGCAAGAAGUGAGACAGCCGACAAACCCAUUUCUCCUGGUGGACGUGGUUUUACACGCUGUACACUUUCGAGAUUAUUUCCUAAACUGACUAUGCAUCUAUUGUCAUAGUCCUGAAUGGGUUUGGGGCAGAGUAACUGAUGCCAGUGAAGUAAGGAUUGCGGAUAAAAACAGUUUGCAAAGAUGCAAUGGAAGGCCACGGGAGAACAAUAGCAAACAGAUUAGUUCAAUAUUUGAACUCCUCUGAUAAAUAAGAUCUUGUCGCUGAUUUCAAGGCAAAGGUAGCUUUUCCGAAGAAGCGGCGGACCAUGGCAGCUGUGACAAGCCCGGAGACAACCCCUCAGCCUCGGGUAUACUUCCAAACCCCCCCGGGCACGGGGGACGAAGUUCCCCAGAAACAAGGGCGAGUGACAGUCAAAUACGACAGGAAAGAAUUGAGAAAAAGACUUAACCUCGAGGAGUGGAUUGUCGGGCAGCUCACUCAGUUGUACGACUGUGAGGAGGAAGAGGUUCCUGAGUUGGAGAUCGAUGUGGACGAACUCCUUGACCUGCCCAGUGAUGUAGACAGAGCACGCAAAGUCAAGGGGUUGCUGGCAGACUGCUUCAAGCCCACAGAUGACUUUGUAGCCGCCUUGCUGGAGCGUGUGAGAGGGAUGCAGAAGCUCAGCACCCCCCAGAAGAAAGGAGAGGUCACCCCCUGACCCCCCCCACCCCUCCCCUCUCUCACAGUCAGCCCUCUCCAGCCGAGAGGAGAAGGGGGGCAGGGUGACGGGGGGGUCAAAUCUCCCACAAUCCCACUGUGCUUGUGAGAUGGAGACCAGGGCCAAGCGUUCCAGCCAAUCAUAUCUCAGCUGCAGGUCACACCAGUGGCCAAUCUCUGGUUCCGUUUUUAAAAAAAACACCUUUUCUGCUCUACACUGUACUCUAUGUGAACUCUAUAUUAGCAUAUAUGUUAGCUUAGCGCCAUGCACAGGAGGUGUGUGUGUGUGGGGGGGGGGAGGGUGUGUUGUAGAACUGUGGGGGCGACUCAUCAUUCAUUACUGUGAUUUCUGAAAUGUCCACUAGCAAUGUGACUUUGGGAGCUUGCUUACUAUAAGCGCAUCAGGACUCCAGACCCAAGUAACUGUUGAGUUUUUUUAUGUCGUACUUUGUGUUACACAGAAGAGUAGCAACAUGACAUUAAAUGGGAUAAGGGAUGUUUGGGAUGGGAUGAGAGGUGCAGUAUGCUAUAUCUUAAUAAAGUGGAACGUUAAUCAAAUUCUAAAGGAACGUGAUAUUGAUUCAUUAUUUGUUUACAUGCAUAAAAACAUGUCCAAAACAAAAAGCUAAAACCAUGCAAACCAUGCAAAAGAUGUACUGUACAUCAUCCGUAUUUCACCCAUAUCACUAGAUGGAACAUUCAUCAGAUCUAGAUGCCUUGUUUACUGACCACAGAAAUGGCAUACUGCAUCUCUUAUGGACAGAGGUGAUUGUGCUGUAGGAUCUAAAACGUAUUCUUAAGUGUCUUUGCUUGUGUGUUGGAUACCCAGAUGGCAACAGAGGCUCUCGGCUUGUCCAACUGUGUGCUUUUGUAACAAACCCGAGUAAGUGAACUCUGUAAGUGGUAAAGCUCUGAGAAGCACCCCAGGGCUCUGCUUUGCUCUGAGAAUCUUUUAUUAGGACAUGUACUACCAUAAAACCCUCAAAGGAGGAGGACAUUUACUACUGACGCUACACUAGGACAUUUACUGACAGCUAGGCUACACUACACUAUAGGAGGACAUUUACUACUGACAGCCAGGCUACACUACACUAGCACAUUUACUACUGACAGCCACACAGUCACUACACUAGGAGGACAUUUACUACUGACAGCCAGGCUACACUAGGAGGACAUUUACUGACAGCUAGGCUACACUAGGAGUGCUACUGAAGCGUUUCGUUGGCGAGCAUACAAAUUGUUUUAGAAGACUGGUGUCAUGUUUCCAAAUGGGCUCAGCGCUCCCACGUGUGUUGUGUUGACUGUAGUGGAAGCUGAUUGCUGCAGCAUAUGCUCCGUCAACGGAACGCCCGGACUGGCCCCACCAUAAACUCAUCUGCCCAGGCUCGUCACCAAUCCCAACAGCUCGGAAUAAGCAACCGGUGCGCAUCUGGGCCAAAUCUGGGCCACGGGCUCGCCACACUCCGCUGCCGUCUGCGUAUCCUCAGAGUGUGUCGUAGGGACCUAUAGGAGAGCCGUAGGAUUGUUUUUUUGGUGCUAAAUUUUCAUUCACAGGAUUUUUUCAAGCAACACUUAUUACAUAUUGUUCUUACUGCUCUUUGGUUUUGUACUCGGACUGUUGACUGCACUUGGCCAAGACAGAAUGGUGGCAGCCAGAGCAGAAACUCCCUUUAGAUGCAGAGUAGCAAUACCCGUAAAAGAGAGGAUUUGCCAAUUUUGUUACAUUUUUAUAAAAGGUGUACCAAGCGUGUCAUGUGCAUGGGUAGAACAUUACCAACGAUAAGCGACAUGGAAGUAGGAGGUUACAUAUGAGCAUCAGUAGGCAGAGAAACUUUGGCUACGAUAAUAAAAUAAGACAACGCUACUCGUUUGUAAAUCAAACAUUUAUUCCAGUAGGAAUAGAAGACUUUUUGAACAAAAGGAACAAGUCCCUGAUCCCUUGUCAAUCUGAUCUCAAUGCUGUAUUUAGUCCAAAUUAUGUGUGUGUGUGUAUUAAGGUGGUUUAA